Molecule: messenger RNA, 971 nt
Organism: Cannabis sativa
Lineage: Eukaryota; Viridiplantae; Streptophyta; Magnoliopsida; Rosales; Cannabaceae
Product: HMG1/2-like protein
Exons: 8
Coding region: 148-603 (151 amino acids)
Source: RefSeq, a predicted model, not a curated record
UCGUGCGCAAUUGAAUUUCAAUUUCCCCAAAAAAAUCUUAAUAAUAAUAAUAUCUCUUUAUACCUUUCCUUUUAUUUCUAUUCCCUUCUUUUUCAAACCCUAAAAAUCAUUUUUUCCUUUCAACCCUAAAACUCAAAAGAUUUCACUAUGAAAGGAGCUAAGUCUACAUCCAAGAGAGCUGAACCCAAGCUUGCGGUGAAUAAGAAGGCCGCUGGUGCUGCUACUAAAGGUCGGAAAGCAUCGAAGAAAGCUGCUAAGGAUCCUAACAAGCCUAAGAGGCCUUCCAGUGCUUUCUUCGUUUUCAUGGAGGAGUUCAGGAAGCAAUUUAACAAGGAAAACCCUAACAACAAAGCAGUCUCUGCUGUUGGUAAAGCUGCUGGUGAGAAAUGGAAGUCGAUGACUGAGGCUGACAAGGCACCAUUUGUUGCCAAAGCUGAGAAAAGAAAGAUUGAGUAUGAGAAAAACAUGAAAGCAUAUAACAAGAAACAAGCUGAAGGUGCUGAUGCUGCUGAGGAAGAAGGUUCUGAGAAAUCAAUGUCUGAGGUGAAUGAUGAAGAUGAAGGAGAUGAAGAUGGCAGUGGAGAGGAUGAUGAUGACGAGUAGGAAUUGGCUGGAGAAGAUGAUAGCAUAGUCUUCUAGGCUGUCUUAAGAUUGAAUCAAUACCAUGUGAUUGGUUUGAUUGUUAAUUGUUAAUCAUCGGUUCUUUUUCUUAAUAUUUAUUUUGUUGAAGAAGUAUACUCCUGUGCUGUCUCCCCCUUUUGGCCCACUGAAUUUUGGGCUCUUGAAUUUUUAUAGUUAUAGAAAAGGGGAGAAUCAUCUGUGUAAUCGUACCUCUUUUUUUUUUUUUGAAAAACUCUAAUGACUAGCUAGGUGAUUCUGUCUUUUGUAGAGCUGCUGGCAUACUUACUUUGCUAACUAGUUUAUAACUGUUAAAUGUUAAUUCCAAUCUGGUCUACUUACUAUUGUUACUA